Anas platyrhynchos (mallard) is the source of this 19883-nucleotide messenger RNA. Lineage: Eukaryota; Metazoa; Chordata; Aves; Anseriformes; Anatidae. The record is from RefSeq and is a predicted model, not a curated record.
CCCACCUUCCCCCGUGCCGCUGUCGGCCGGAUCGCCGCGGUGUGCCGUGUUCGGGGGUUGGCUUUAUCGGCGGAGACCCGGGGCGGGGCGGCGCGCGUGUGUGAGCGUGUGUGUGAGUGUGAGGAGUGUGAGUGCGUGUGCGUGGGGAGCCGCCCGGAGCAUGCGCUGCGUGGGGCGGCGGGCGGCUGGCGGCGCCGCUCCUCCCCGGCAGCCGCGGCGGCAGCCACCGAGCCCGGCCCCGCUGCUGCCGCCGGUGCCGCCGCUCGGGGCCGCGGUGGCGGCCGCGGAGCUUUGAGCACCCGCCGGGGAACGGCGCUGUCAGCAGCCGGCCAGCCGACCCCCAUCCCCGGUCUGAGCCCGAAUUGGGGAGAGAGGAGGAGAGCGGCGAGCAGCGGCCAUGGGCAACGAGGCGAGCCUGGAAGGAGGAGAAGGGCUGGGAGCCUUCCCCGAAGGGGCGGCGGCGGCUGCCGGGGAUGGCGGCGGCCCCGCGGCCCCUUUGCAGCGCCUGGUGCCGGCCGGCGUGGAGGCGGACCUGAGCCAGCUGAGCGAGGAGGAGAGGAGGCAGAUCGCCGCUGUCAUGUCAAGGGCGCAGGGGCUGCCCAGAGGGAACCUCGCCGGCGCGGAGCCGCCUUCCAUGCAAAGACAUCCUGAGCUUGAUACAAGCCACCAUCCCAGACAGCCAAGCAAGCCUCCAGAUCCAGGACCAGGUUUAAGUAAAAGCAGAACAGUAGAUGUGCUGAAGACAGAACAACGGGCACCUGGACGGAGCCCUUCUUCUAUUAGUCUAAGGGAAUCAAAGUCCAGGACUGAUUUUAAAGAAGAUCAGAAGCCAAGUAUGAUGCCCAGUUUUCUCUCAGAAGCCAAUCCAUUGAGUGCAGUCACUUCAGUUGUGAACAAAUUCAAUCCUUUUGAUUUGAUAUCAGAUUCAGAUACAGCCCAUGAAGAAGUCGGUAGGAAACAAAAGGUUAUCCAGAAAGAGCAGGGGAAACCUGAGGAGCAGAGGGGCAGUGCAAAACUUCCGUCUCAGCAACAGUCUCCAAAGCCAGUGCAGCCACAAGGACAUGUCAAACCUACCCCUCAGCAAAGUGAGUCUUCCAAAGCAGUGCCUCAGCAGCAGCAACCUGGGGAGCCAAAGCAAAUUCAGAAACCAGGCCCUGGUCACCCAGCAGACUCUAAGCUAGAACAAGUGAAACAACCACCCCAGCCGCGAGGACCACAAAAAUCUCAACCCCAACAGUCAGAACCAACAAAGCCUGUUCAGCAACAAACUUCUGCAAAACCUUCAGCGGGCCCAGCAAAACCAUUACCACAGCAGCCAGACAGUGCUCGAACAUCAUCCCAAGCGCCACCUCCUGCAAAACCAUCAUCACAGCAGCUGGGACCUGUAAAACAAUCAUCUCAACAGCCGGCAAGGCAAGGAGGUCCUGUCAAGCCAUCUUCCCAGCAAGCAGGGCCUCCGAAACAGCCUUCUCAGCAACCUGGACCUGAAAAGCCAUCUACUCAGCAAACGGGACCUGCAAAGCAACCACCGCAGCCUGGACCUGGGAAGCCACCUCUGCAGCAGGCCGGGCCUGUAAAACAAGCACCACCACAGUCUGGGCCUACAAAACCACCACCUCAGACUGCGGGGGCCACAAAGCCCCCAGCACAACAGCCAGGAUUUACAAAACCAGCAGGCCAGCAACCAGGGCCUGAAAAACCCUCACAGCAAAAGCAAGCCAGUGCAACUCAACCUGAUGAAUCUGCCCCAAAGAAAACCUUUUGUCCUCUUUGCACUACCACUGAACUGUUGCUGCACACUCCAGAAAAGGCCAAUUACAAUGCAUGCACGCAGUGUCAUACUGUAGUCUGCAGUCUGUGUGGAUUUAAUCCUAAUCCUCACAUAACAGAGAUUAAAGAAUGGCUCUGUUUAAACUGUCAGAUGCAAAGAGCGUUAGGUGGUGACUUAGCACCAGGUCAUGGUCCUGGGCCACAGCUGCCUCCACCCAAACAGAAGACACCUACUCCACCUUCAGCAGCUAAAACACCUCCUCAGCCACAGCCAAGUCAAAAGAAAGAUGCUUCCCCAAAACCUGACCCUGCACAACCAGCAGAACCUAAGAAGCCCCUGCCACAGAAAAAGCAACCAUCCAUGCCAGGGUCUCCCCCUGUAAAAGCAAAAACAUCCCGUGCUGAGCCUGCUGACACCUCCCAGCAAAUAGAUCCUACUCCAAAGUCUGAUCAGGCCAAGCCAGCACAGGCUGAAGAUAAGCAAAAACAACCCAGUAUACAGAAGCCUACAGCAGAUACUGUGCCUACCUCUGCAGCACCAGGGCUGAAACAGGAUUCGGCAGGUCCCAGGACUCCAGCAACUCAACAGAAAGUGACAGAUACCCCAAAGCCAGAGCUUGCCAAACCAUCACAGGAUACACAUCCAGCUGGGGACAAAACAGAUUCCAAACCGCUUCCACAAGUGUCUCGGCAGAAGUCAGAUCCCAAACUUUUAGCUCAGCCUGGGGCUAGAUCAGAGGCUAAAACCCAGAAGCCUGUUGAGCCAGCACAAGUGAAAGAUGAUCCUAAGAAGUUACAAACAAAACCAUCCACAAAGCCUGACACCAAACCAGCUCCCAAGGGCCUGCAACCAGGGGCAGGCCCCAAGCCUGUGCCGGCACAGCCAGCACCUCAACCCCAGCAGCCUCAGAAAACUCCUGAGCAGUCAAGGCGUUUCAGCCUUAACUUGGGAGGCAUCACUGAUACCCCUAAGCCUCAGCCUACGACACCACAGGAAACAGUUACUGGCAGACUUUUUGGAUUUGGAGCUUCAAUCUUCAGCCAGGCCUCCAAUUUAAUUUCCACAGCAGGUCAGCCGGGCUCUCAGACAUCAGGCCCUGCUCCAGCCGGUCCUGCUGCAAAGCAGCCCCAGCCUCCAGCACAGCCUCCAGCCUCCCAGGCACCCCCCAAAGAUACCACUCAGACUCAGCCUUCUCCAAAAUCUGUUCCUGCAAAGAAAGAAGCCAAGCCUCUUACGAGUGAAAAAAUGGAGCCAACAAAAGUGGAUAGUGUUUUAACAACUAAGGGAUCUGAUUUAGAAAAGAAACCUAGUUUGGCUAAAGAUAGCAAGCCUCAAGCUGCUGAAGCUAAGAAACCUGCUGGGCUGUCGGAACCGGAAAAGGCCAGCCAGCCUAAAGUGUCUUGUCCCCUUUGUAAAACUGGACUAAAUAUUGGUUCUAAGGAUCCCCCCAACUUCAAUACAUGUACAGAGUGCAAGAAAGUUGUGUGCAAUCUCUGUGGAUUUAAUCCAAUGCCACACAUAGCUGAGGUACAGGAAUGGCUGUGCUUAAACUGCCAGACCCAAAGGGCAAUGUCAGGACAACUUGGGGAUAUGGGCAAGGUGCCACUUCCAAAACCAGGCCCUUCACAACCAGUAUCUAAACCACCUGCAACUCCUCAAAAACAGCCUGUGCCUGCUGUCUCACAUUCCCCUCAGAAGACUUCCACACCGCCUACUCCAGCAGCCGCAAAACCUAAAGAAGAACCAGGCGUUCAGAAGGAAGUUCCAAAGCUUCAGCAGGGGAGGUUGGAAAAAACAUUGUCAGAUGAUAAAAUCCAGCAAGGAGUUCAAAAAGAAGAUGCAAAACUUAAGCAGAGCAAACUUUUCAAGACACCCUCAGCUGAUAAAAUACGUGUCUCUCAGAAGGAAGACCCCAGACUCCAGCAAACAAAACUGACAAAGACACCCUCAUCUGAUAAAAUUUUACAUGGAGUUCAAAAGGAGGAUACAAAAUUUCAAGAGGCAAAACUGGCAAAAACAUCUUCAGCAGAUAAAAUUUUGCAUGGAGUUCAGAAGGAAGACAUAAAAAUUCAAGAAGCAAAAUUGGCAAAGUUACCCUCAGCUGACAAAAUUCUACAUGGAAUUCAGAAGGAAGACCCAAAACUCCAACAGAUGAAAAUGGCAAAGGCACUAUCAGCUGACAAAAUCCAGCCUUCAGCUCAGAAGGAAGAUGCACAACUUCAGGAGGUGAAAUUGUCAAAGGCUGUUUCAGCUGAUAAAAUUCAACAUGGAAUUCAGAAAGAAGAUCCAAAUCUUCAACAUGUGAAAAUUGCAAAAGCUUCUUCAGUGGAGAAAAUCCAACAGGAAGCUCAAAAAGAAGAAUCAAAACUUCAGCAAGAAAAGCUGUCAAAGACACUUUCAGCAGAUAAAAUUCCUGCAACAGUAAGUCCAGAUCAAAAGAAAACUUUAAGCAAAUUUGAAGAAGAUAAAAAACCUCUGCUCCCAGAAAAGAAGGCACCGCAUUCCGAGGACAAAAAAGAGCAAAUUAUAGCUGAGGCAAAAGACCAUGUUGCUGUACAUAAGGGAGAAGUUGAAGCACCUUGUGAGGAACUGUAUGCAAAGAAACAAGAGGAUGCUAAGAAAGAGGAUUUGACAACUGGGAUUACCCAAAUGGUUUUGAAAGCUGAAAAAGCUGAGGAAGAAGAAACUCCCGUUCAAAUGUCACGUGUGCUAAGAUCUGACCAUGUGGAAACAGUGAGAGAAAAAAUGGAAAAGGAGGAUGACAAAUCAGACACAUCAAGCUCUCAGCAACAGAAAAGUCCACAAGGUCUGAGUGACACCGGGUAUUCUUCUGAUGGGAUAUCAAGUUCACUUGGUGAAAUUCCAAGUCAUAUCCCCAGUGAUGAAAAGGAUUUACUCAGAGAAUCUAGUAAAAAAGACCCUAUUUCACAAGAAAGUCCACCGAGCCCCUCGGAUCUAGCUAAAUUGGAAAGUACUGUCCUGUCUAUUUUGGAAGCUCAGGCAAGUACACUUUCUGAUGAAAAAUCUGUGAAGAAUAAAGAACUUUAUGAAACAUACAGUGAACAGACAAAAGAACAGCAUAAAACAAAGCCUUUGCCAGUCACUCCAGAAUCUUACAGUUCGGAUGAGGAAGACUUAGUAGCUAUUCAUGAAGGUGAAGGAACCAUUGUAGAAGAUGGCAAAGCAAGUGCUUCCUCCCAAGCUGAAUACAAGGAAGGAGAUGGAGGGGAUGACAUACCAGCAAGAAGGCAACGGUAUGAUUCUGUGGAAGAUAGCAGUGAGAGUGAAAACUCACCUGUCCCAAGGAGAAAAAGAAGAGCUAGUGUUGGUUCUUCAAGUAGUGAUGAGUACAAACGAGAUGACAGUCAGGGAUCGGGUGAUGAGGAAGACUUCAUUAGAAAACAAAUUAUAGAGAUGAGUGCUGAUGAAGAUGCCUCAGGUUCUGAAGAUGAUGAGUUCAUUAGAAAUCAGCUCAAAGAGAUCAGUGUAACUGAAAGCCAAAAAAAAGAAGAUGUGAAAAGCAAAGCCAAAGGAACUGCUGGAAAACAUAGAAGAAUGGCACGGAAAAGUAGUGCAGGCUAUGAUGAGGAUGCAGGAAGACGACAUUCAUGGCAUGAUGAUGAUGAUGAGACUUUUGAUGAAAGUCCAGAACCAAAGUACAGGGAAACUAAAAGUCAAGACAGUGAGGAACUUGCUGUAACAGGAGGAGGAGGUCUUCGGCGUUUCAAAACAAUAGAAUUAAAUAGUACAAUAACAAACAAAUAUUCUGAGGCUUCUGAACAACAGAAAGGUAUCUUAUAUUUUGAUGAAGAACCUGAGCUAGAGAUGGAGAGUCUUACAGAUUCACCAGAAGACAGAUCUAGAGGAGAAGGGUCUUCUAGUUUACAUGCUUCAAGUUUCACACCAGGUACAUCUCCCACUUCAGUGUCAUCACUUGAUGAAGACAGCGACAGCAGUCCUAGUCACAAAAAACUAGGAGGGGAGAGCAAGCAACAGCGCAAAGCUAGGCAUAGGUCACAUGGUCCUCUUCUUCCAACUAUUGAAGAUUCUUCAGAAGAAGAAGAACUACGGGAAGAGGAAGAAUUGCUAAAGGAACAAGAGAAACAGCGUGAGUUAGAACAGCAACAAAGAAAAAGUUCUAGCAAGAAAUCUAAAAAAGACAAGGAUGAACUGAGAGCUCAGAGAAGAAGGGAACGUCCAAAGACUCCUCCAAGUAAUCUUUCUCCCAUUGAAGAUGCAUCUCCAACAGAAGAAUUACGACAGGCAGCAGAAAUGGAAGAGCUUCACAGAUCUUCCUGUUCUGAAUAUUCACCUAGUAUUGAGUCAGAUCCUGAAGGAUUUGAAAUUAGCCCAGAAAAGAUAAUAGAAGUUCAAAAAGUUUACAAGUUGCCUACUGCUGUCUCACUAUACUCACCAACAGAUGAACAACCAGUUGGAGUUCCAAAAGAAGAAAGCAGUCAAAAGACAUUGAAAAGUGCUGAAGAGGUAUAUGAGGAAAUGAUACAUAAGACCCAUAAGGCCAAGCCAUUUCCAAUUUCAAAUGAAAAAGAUGAGGUGUUUGAAAAAGAAUCAUUAUAUGGUGGAAUGCUAAUAGAGGAUUAUAUUUAUGAAUCUUUAGUAGAGGAUACCUACAAUGGAACUAUUGAUACUAAUCUUGUAAUGAGACAAGAUGAGAAUAAUGAGUAUAUACAGCAGAGAGGAAAAGAGAAAAAAAUAAGAGCUUCAGAACAGAUCUAUGAAGAACCACAGAAAAUUACUGAUCUACAGGAAGACUACUAUAGUGUAGAGCCUUUACAUUCAAUUGUGCCUCAAGAAGAUAUUGUUUCUAGCUCUUAUAUUAUUCCAGAAAGUCAUGAAAUAGUUGUAUUAGACAGCACAGUAAAUUCCACUACUGAGGAAAAGCAGUUGUUAGAUGCAGAAGCUGCUUAUGAAGAGCUUAUGAAAAGACAGAGAAUGCAGCUAACCCCUGGGUCCAGUCCAACACAGCCAACUUCAGGUUUUGUUCCUACAUCUGAUACAAAGAUAUCUAGUGUUGGAGAAGCAGUGGAUAGUACAUCUUUAACGUCAAGCACUACUUCAGUAAUCUCAGAUGUAUCAUCUCUCAGUAGCACAGCACUUUCUAUUCCAGAUGUUAAAAUAACUCAGCAUUUUACAGCAGAGGAAAUUGAAGAUGAAUACUUAACAGAUUAUGCCAGAGAAAUUCAAGAAAUAAUUUCUCAUGAAACAUCAAUGUUGACAUACUCUGAAACAUCAGAAGGUGCUGCAUCAGUUUUACCCUCUGAUACAGCUUCCUUAACAUCAUCUACAUCUUCAGUUUGUACCACAGAUAGUUCAUCACCUAUAGAUAGUGCAACCACAGGUUAUGUAGAUACAGCAGAUGCUGUAAGUAAACUAGCAGAUUCUGAAGAUGUCAGGAUAAUAGCCCAAAUUCCCUUAACAUCUACAAAAGAGUACUCUGAGGUGAGCAUGCCUUAUGAAUCUGUUGCUGGAGCCACUAAAAGGCCAGCUAUAGCCUCAGAUAUGGAGAAGGUGGAUCAAGCUGCAGUUUGUUUGCCUGAAACUGCACCUUCAUUAGUGUCUACUACAGUUACAAAACCCCAGCAAUAUGCAACUGAUACCAUUACAUUUGAUACCUCCAAAGCAGAAAAGGUUGCAGCUAGAAAAAUGAAAAGUACAGUAGAGGCUGGCAUUGUCAAAAUUCAUCAUGAAGAUUUAAACAAAGAAUUGAGCGUUGAUAUGACAAAGAUUAAUUUGACUGGUGCUACAUCUGAGCAACCACCCACACAUAUAGCAUCAGUUCAAGUUAAAGAGCCUGCAUCAGAAACAUCUUCUGUACCUACUCCCAGUGUUGUAAGUAAGACCAGCAUGGUCUCUGUGCCUUCCUCAGCUCCUGUUCCAACAUCCAAAAUAUUUUCACUUUUUAGAAGCUCUUCUUUGGAUUCUUCUGCACAACCUUCUCCAUCCCCACCUACUCCUCCUCCACCACCACCUCCUCCACCAUUACCUCCACCUAUUUUACCCAAACCAGCCAUUUAUCCGAAAAAGAAGUCACAGAUUAAGACUCCAGUGACAACAGCACCCACAAUGGUACCUUCAGUCACAAGUGUUGCAACACUGGAGUCCACAGCUGUUUUAAAGAAUCAUGUGGUACCUAUCACAAAAACAUACACCCCAACACCACCUCCUGUACCACCCAAACCAUCCUCCAUUCCAGCAGGGCUCGUUUUCAGUCACAGGCCUACUGAGGUAACAAAACCUCCAAUUGCUCCUAAACCAGCGGUUCCUCCACUCCCAAUAACUGUUCAUAAGCCAGCAGAAACACAGGUGAAACCAAUAGGUUUGUCAUUGACUUCAACUAUGACUCUGAAUUUGGUUUCUUCAGCUGAAUACAAAAUAGCAUCUCCCACAUCCCCUUUGUCUCCACACUCUAACAAAUCAUCACCAAGGUUGACAAAACCCUCACAGGAAACCUAUGUUGUCAUCACAUUGCCAUCUGAGCCUGGAACUCCUACAGAAGCUAUCACUAGUCAGGCUGUUACCAGCUGGCCUUUAGAAGCACCUUCUAAAGAACAGAUUCCCCAGCCUAUGCAACCAAUUUUUACUCCAUCCAUGAAAGCUUUGGAAAUUCCGAGUAUGGCAGAUCAGAGUAUGUAUAUUUCAGCUGCUUUGCAAACUAUCCCUGUCACAACACAAUCAACUUUUGAAAAAGUACCUAGUUCAAAAUCAGAAGCAGUAACAACAGAGGUAGCCAAGACUACAGUGUCUGUAGCGAAGGGCCCGAUGCCCAGUGUUGGUUUAGGUAGUGUCGCUAUUACUAUACCUCCAGAACCAAUACAUAUAGUAGAUCAACCCAGGUAUAGAGAGAAUGGAAGAUUCCAUCCUUUGGGUGAUGUCAUUGAUCUUCGCACUUUAACUAAGAUGGAUAUUGAAGUGCGAGACAGCUGUAUGGAUCUGUCUGCUGUUUCCAUGGAUGUGAGAAGGCUAAUGCCAGCAAGUGACACAUGUGGGCGGCCAGUAAGUACAGUCCAGCCAGCUAUAAUAAAUCUUAGCACUACAUGUGUUGCAGAUCCUUCUCUGUCUGUAGUCACUGAGACAGUAACUGUCAUGACCUGCACUGCCACUGUAAGCUACACUACCAGUACAGACAGCCUCGUGGAUCUGGGACAUGCAAUGACAACUCCACUGCAGCUAACAACAUCAAAACAUUUUGAGCCUGCAUACAGAGUGACAGACAGCCAGACGUUCUCUGCAAGUAGAGAUGAAGUGCCAAUAAAUUUAUCCCUAGGUACUUCAACACAUGCAGUGACAUGGGCUACUACAAAGCCUGUUACUGUACCACCUGUUGGUGUUACAAAUGGUUGGACUGAUAUCUCGACUUCUCAGGAGCCAAUGGAGAGUGGAGCAGUUGACCUUAGCACUACAAAAUCCCACAGAACAAUAGUAACAAUGGAUGAAACUACUUCAGGUGUCAUAACUACAGUAAUAGAAGAUGAUGAAAAGCCUGUGGAUCUCACUGCAGGGAGAAGAGCUGUCUGCUGUGAUAUGGUUUAUAAAUUUCCAUUUGGUAGGAGCUGUACAGCACAGCAGCCUCCAACUACGCUUCCUGAAGAUCGCUUUGGUUACAGAGAUGACCAUUAUCAGUAUGAUCGUUCAGGAUCAUAUGGCUAUCGAGGAAUGGGAGGUAUGAAACCAUCUAUGUCUGACACGAAUUUAUCAGAAGCUGGACUGUUUGCAUACAAAAGCAAGAAUAGCUUUGAUUAUCGCGUUGGGGCAACUGAUGCAGCAGUAGAUCUUACUUCUGGAAGAGUUACUACAGGUGAGGUUAUGGAUUACUCAAGCAAGACCACUGGUCCUUACCCAGAGACUCGGCAGGUAAUUUCUGGCAUCGGUAUCAGUACACCACAGUAUUCCCAAGCAAGAAUGGUAUCAUCUCUGGGUUCCCCAUUCGGCGUUGGAAGUGUUUUGAGAUCAUCCAAUGGUGUUGUUUAUUCUUCAGUAGCAACUCCCAUCCCAUCCACAUUUGCCAUCACUACACAACCCGGUUCUAUUUUCAGUACAAGUGUCAGAGAUUUGCCUACUCUCCAAACAAUUGACUCAGUGCCCUCCUUAUCAACUUUGCAACAGAGUCAACCUCUCCCAAGGUCAUACAGUUUCUUGACAACAGUGGCAACGGAAAAAGAUGCAAUUACUGCCCUUGAUAUUGAGACAGGCUUGCCACCUCUUACUCUAGAAACUAUUGCCACUGAGCCAACUAACUUAAUACCUGCAACAGCAUCUGAAGUUUAUACAGAUGUAAUCGAAGAUGAGGUUGGUCUUCUCAUUGCCCCUGAAGAAGGCAAACAGCAACAGCUUGAUUUGGAGCGUGAACUUCUUGAGCUUGAGAAAAUUAAGCAACAGCGCUUUGCUGAAGAGCUGGAAUGGGAACGUCAGGAAAUUCAAAGAUUCAGGGAACAAGAGAAAUUUAUGGUACAAAAAAAGCUUGAGGAGUUGCAAUCCAUGAAACAUCAUCUCUUAUUUCAGCAAGAGGAGGAACGGCAAGCUCAGUUUAUGAUGAGGCAAGAGACUUUAGCACAGCAACAGUUGCAACUUGAACAAUUCCAACAACUUCAACAACAGCUCCAUCAACAGUUAGAGGAACAAAAAAUACGUCAAAUAUAUCAAUAUGGUUAUGACCCUUCAGGGACUGGCUCACCACAAACAACCACAGAUCAAACACUCCUGGAAGGACAGUAUGCAACCACAGAAAAUGGACAGUUUUGGCCUACUGAUGAUGUAACCACUACAGCUUCAGGAGUGCUGGGUAUUGAAAUUCCACAAAGCCAAACAUGGUAUACAGUUCAGUCAGAUGGCAUUACCCAAUAUAUACCUAGGUCUGGUAUCCUAAGCUCUGUUUCAGAAAUGUCUCUUAAGGAUAUUGAUGUUAGAGAGGAGAAGCAAUUGAAAAAGAGAAGUUCUAUGCCAAAAUUACGUGGUCCAUAUGAGGAGCUGGAUGAGACUCUGGAAGAUGAGCCCAGGUGUUUCAAAAAGAUAGUAGACAGUGGAGUGCAAACUGAUGAUGAAGACGGAGCAGACAGAGGUUACACAAACAGGAGACGGAGAACUAAAAAGAGUGUUGAUACAAGUGUUCAGACAGAUGAUGAAGAUCAAGAUGAAUGGGACCUUUCUAGCAGAUCCAGAAGAAAGCCUCGUGUAGGGAAAUACAGUGAGAGUACCACUGAGGCAGACAAAACUAAACAGUUCUCCAAAGUAUCUAGUAUUGCAGUUCAGACAGUAGCAGAGAUUUCAGUACAAACAGAACCUGUAGGAACAAUAAGAACACCUUCAAUCAGGGCCCGAUUGGAUGCUAAGGUUGAAAUCAUAAAGCACAUUUCAGCUCCAGAAAAGACAUAUAAAGGAGAAAGUUUGGGAUGUCAAACAGAGACAGAGUCAGAUACUCAAAGUCCCCAAUAUCUGUCAGCUUCAUCCCCCCAGAAAGAUAAAAAACGCCCAACACCAUUAGAAAUAGGCUACUCAGCCCACCUUCGUCCAGACUCUACACUGCAGGUAGUCCCUUCCCCUCCCAAAUCUCCCAAAGUUCUCUAUUCACCUAUUUCACCUGUUUCACCAAGCAAAGUUAUCGAGUCAGCAUUUGUACCCUAUGAAAAACCCAUCACUGAUGACAUCAGCCCUCAGAAGAUGCUACAUGCUGACAUUGCCAAGGUUCCUCCAUCAAGCCCAAAGGCGGCAAAGAUGAUGCAACGCUCUAUGUCUGAUCCUAAGCCCCUGAGUCCCACAGCAGAAGACAGUUCCAGAGCUCAGUUUCAGUACACUGAGGGUUUCAUGACAAAAGGUUCUUCAAGCAUUACUCCAUCUGGCACUCAGAAGAAGGUGAAGAGGACUCUGCCCAACCCACCUCCAGAGGAAGCAACAGCAGGAACUCAGUCACCAUAUACUUCUGUGGGAUCCGUUUCACGCAGAAGGAUUUGCAGGACCACCACUAUGGCCAGAGCCAAAAUUCUUCAGGAUAUAGACAGGGAAUUGGAUCUGGUUGAACGGGAAUCCGCCAAGCUUAGGAAAAAGCAAGCAGAGCUAGAUGAGGAGGAGAAAGAAAUAGAUGCCAAAUUGAGAUACUUGGAAAUGGGCAUUAAUAGGAGGAAAGAGGCCUUAUUAAAAGAAAGAGAAAAGAGAGAGCGUGCCUAUCUCCAAGGAGUAGCAGAAGAACGUGAUUAUAUGUCAGACAGUGAAGUUAAUAAUACCAGGUCAACAAGAAUAGAAACUCAACACGGCUUGGAAAGACCACGUACUGCACCCCAAACAGAAUUUAAUCAGUUUAUUCCACCACAAACCCAGCCAGAAACACAGUUUGCCCCUGCUACAAGCCCAUAUGCUCAAUAUCAAUAUUCAUCUCCUGCCCUGCCUACACAAGCACCAACUCAGUUCACACAGCAAUCACAUUACCAACAACAGCAGCCUUUGUAUCACCAGCAGGUUUCACCCUAUCAGACCCAAACAGCUUUCCAAACUGGAGCUACUAUGUCCUUUACUCAACAGGCUCAACCUCCACCAACUCAACAGCCGUCAUAUCAGCUCCCAUCACAGAUGAUGGUGAUACAGCCAAAGCCGAGACAAACUCCAUUAUAUUUGGAGCCUAAGAUAACAACAAACUAUGAUGUGAUUCGCAAUCAGCCUCUCAUGAUAGCACCAGUUUCAACUGACAAUAGUUAUGCAGUUUCCCAACUAGGUAGUAAAUACUCUACCUUGGACUUAAGGUUAGGACUAGACGAGAGAAACAGCAUGGCAAGCAGCCCUAUAUCAAGCAUAUCUGCAGAUUCAUUCUAUGCAGAUAUAGACCACCACCAUACACCCCGAAAUUAUGUGCUGAUUGAUGACAUAGGAGAACUUACUAAAGGAACAGGAACACUGGGUUCCAGUUUUAGCCUCCAUGAGAAAGAUCUUACCAAAACAGAUAGACUACUUCGCACAGCUGAGGCCAGGAGAGCACAAGAAGUAUCAGACUUCCUAGCACCACUGCAGACUUCUUCUAGGUUACAUUCCUAUGUUAAAGCUGAUGAAGACCCAAUGGAGGACCCUUAUGAGCUCAAACUUCUGAAACAUCAGAUAAAGCAAGAGUUCCGUAGAGGUGCAGAAAGUCUUGAUCACUUGGCUGGCCUGUCACAGUAUUACCAUGCGGAGGGUAGCUACAGGCAUUUUCCCAAAUCUGAGAAAUACAGCAUAGGUAGGCUUACCCUUGAGAAACAGGCUGCUAAGCAGCUUCCAGCAGCCCUCCUCUACCAAAAGCAGUCAAAACACAAGAAAACUUUGAUAGACCCCAAACUAACAAAGUUUUCACCCAUCCAAGAAAGCAGAGACCUUGAGCCUGACUAUUCAACCUACAUGACUUCAUCAAGCACUUCAUCACUUGGGGGAAUUACUACUAGGGCAAGGCUUCUUCAGGAUGAUAUCACUUUUGGCCUUAGAAAAAACAUCACUGACCAACAGAAGUACAUGGGGCCACCACUGACUUCAUCCAUUGGAGCAGGCCUUGGGACCGCACUAGGUCCAGCAAUGAGAUCCACAUUACAAGAUGAAGCAGACAAGUCUUAUAGCAGUGGUAGUAGAUCUAGGCCCUCAUCUAGACCCUCCUCAGUUUAUGGGCUUGAUUUGUCAUUGAAAAGGGAUUCUUCCAGUUCUUCUUUAAGACUGAAAGCCCAAGAAGCUGAACCCCUAGAUGUUUCGUUUAGCCAUGCAGCACCUUCUGGAAGAACUAAACCCACCAGUCUACCUAUUAGCCAAAGCAGGGGAAGGAUCCCAAUAGUAGCACAGAAUUCAGAGGAAGAGAGCCCACUAAGUCCCGUUGGCCAGCCAAUGGGAAUGGCAAGAGCAGCAGCUGGACCCUUGCCACCAAUAUCUGCAGAUACCAGGGACCAGUUUGGAUCGAGCCAUUCAUUACCUGAGGUCCAGCAACAUAUGAGGGAGGAGUCACGGACUCGAGGCUAUGAUCGAGAUAUAGCCUUCAUCAUGGAUGACUUCCAGCAUGCCAUGUCAGACAGUGAAGCCUAUCAUCUGCGUCGUGAAGAAACAGAUUGGUUUGACAAGCCCAGGGAAUCUCGUUUGGAGAAUGGACAUGGUCUGGACAGAAGGCUGCCAGAGAAGUUGUCCCACUCUCGACCACCAAGUCAACAUCAAGAUCAAAUUAGCUGCCAAAUAAAUGGGAAGCCCCUGCAGUAUAUUUUCCCUCAUGCAAGGCUCAAACUACUGAGAGACCCAAAGGAUCACACAGUUUCAGGCAAUGGACUGGGUAUCCGAAUCGUAGGUGGAAAAGAAAUUCCAGGAAGCAGUGGGGAAACUGGAGCUUACAUUGCCAAGAUCUUGCCUGGGGGCAGUGCAGAGCAGACAGGGAAGCUGAUAGAAGGAAUGCAGGUGCUGGAGUGGAAUGGCAUCCCCCUGACUGGAAAAACCUAUGAAGAAGUCCAGAGUAUUAUUAUUCAACAAAGUGGGGAAACAGAAAUAUGUGUAAGACUGGACCUGAACAUGCUCUCAGAUUCUGAGAAUCCCCAGCACCUGGAACUGCAUGAGCCGGUAAAGGCAGUAGAUAAAGCGAAGUCCCCUGGGGUUGAUCCCAAGCAGCUGGCUGCAGAGCUACAAAAGGUUUCCCUACAGCAGGCACCUCUGGUUGCUUCCUCGGGAGUGGAAAAGGCAUCACAUGUUCAUUCUGGAACCACUUCUGCCACCUCCAGCGCUAUUCCCAGCCCUGGUCAGCCUGGUUCUCCCUCAGUCAGCAAAAAGCGACAUGGCAGCAAGCCCACUGAAGGUACAAAGUCUGCUUCCCAUCCAAUUACUGGAGAAAUUCAGCUUCAAAUCAACUAUGACAAACACCUUGGCAACCUUAUCAUCCACAUCCUUCAGGCAAGAAACCUUGCUCCCAGAGACAAUAAUGGCUAUUCUGACCCCUUUGUUAAAGUUUAUCUUCUUCCAGGGAGAGGACAAGUCAUGGUUGUCCAAAAUGCAAGUGCUGAGUACAAGCGAAGAACUAAGUAUGUGCAGAAAAGCUUGAAUCCUGAGUGGAAUCAGACGGUCAUUUAUAAAAAUAUCUCUGUGGAGCAGCUGAAAAAGAAAACACUGGAAGUGACUGUCUGGGAUUAUGAUAGAUUCUCAUCGAAUGACUUCCUUGGUGAAGUAUUGAUUGAGUUAUCCAGUGUCUCUCAGCUUGACAACACUCCUCGGUGGUACCCUCUGAAAGAACAGAGUGAAAACAUUGAUCAUGGGAAAUCUCAUUCUGGACAGAGUAGCCAGCAAUCGCCAAAACCAUCUGUCAUCAAGAGCAGAAGUCACGGAAUCUUCCCAGAUCCCUCUAAGGACAUGCAGGUGCCCACCAUCGAGAAAUCCCACAGCAGUCCAGGGAGCUCCAAAUCUUCUUCUGAAGGACAUCUACGCUCCCAUGGGCCAUCCCGCAGCCAAAGCAAAACCAGUGUCACUCAAACCCACCUUGAAGAUGCUGGGGCAGCCAUUGCUGCUGCUGAAGCAGCUGUCCAACAGCUUCGUCUUCAACCAACAGCACAUAAAAGCGGUCAGUCUAAUCAUGCCAGGAAGCAGCACAGACACAGCAUAGCAGGAGUCCUCCCUAUUCAAAGAACUCAGUCUGACAAUCUGCCUCCACCAGCCAAUGACAACAAAGACCAAAGCCAACUAGCCCUCAGGAAAGUGAUGUCUGACGGACCAGUCAAGCCUGAAGGAGAAAACAAAACAAAACAAAACAAGAACCUUCAGUCAUUCUGAGAAUGCCUCAGAGAAAUCUUUCUCUACUUCUGGACCUAGAACCUGAACCUAGGACUAUUGGAUUUAUUUUGUUACUUAUUAAUUGUAUGUUUGACAAGAAAUGAAAAGGAAAUCAUAAACAAAAACAGUAUCCACAGUAUACAUACAGUAUUUUGUGAAUGCAUGGGCCUUGCAUCACCUUACGUUUGUUGUAAUGAUCUAUUUCUGUACUAUAUUAAUACUAUAUUCUGAAUUUAUUUUAAACAGUAAAAAUGUAUUUUAAGUGAUCUGUUUUACAUUUAAGGUGAAGAUACAACAGAAGUCAUUGGUCUUUGUUCAGCAUGUUUGUAAAAGCCAAUAGUCAACUACAACAUUUAAUUAAAAAUAAACCCUGAAGUACAAUUUCCUUGCUGCCUGUGAGAGAUAAGAGUGCAAUCUGCAGAGAAACCAAUUGCAUACAUUCCACUCAUACCCUUCAGAGAGGAACAAUAAAAUUUCAGAGCAAAACCUUUGAAGCUAAAAGUUGCAAGGGAUCCAAGCCAGAGGGAGACAGCAGUGCUUAGGUUUGAGUUAAUUUGAAUUUGUUUCUGCGAAAAAAAUUGGAUCACUGCCAAUUACACAUUCACAUAAAAUAAGCAUUCCUUUCAACAUAAGCUGAGUAUUAGGGUUUAUCCACCAGACAAGUCAGUUUUCAAGAUGGACUGAUAGUCCACCUCCUUCUAAGUCAAUAACUUAACCCACUGAAGGAUCAUGCCCAUUAUGUAGAAUUUAUUGGUAGGUCACUUAUGUUUUAAAUAAAUAUAAUUAUCUGUUCUUCAGAUCACUAAGCAGUUACAGAUAUUCAGAUGAAAAAUAUUUUUUUUUCUGGGUGUAUGCAGGUAGGCAUAUCUGAAAUAUAGUUAUUUACCUAUUUUAUAUAAGGCCUUUUCAAAGACAGGUUUUUUUUUUUGUUGUUGUUUUUUUUUUAAGUGAACAACAUGCUUUAGUUUUUAUUACUCCCAGUGAGACAAGUUAGAAGGACAAUGCACAACAAAAUUUCCCUUCAACAUCAGAGUAAAAAGUAAAAACAUUCACCAAUUGGAGCACAGUAAAUUAAUAUCUAAGUAGCUAAACCCAAAUAUUAUUGUAGUCAUAUCCAUUUUUUUCUACACUUUCAAACAGGCACUCAUGAGAGAGAAGCUGAGUCAAUAUCUUCUUGCUAGAACAUGAUGCAUUUCAAGAGAUCAGAGCUUUUAGCUGCCUUAGUAUGCACCUCCUUUUCUAUUUGGCACACAUUAAAAAACAAAAACAAAACAAUAAACUAAGCAAAUAACAACACCAACAACAAAACAAAACAAAACAAAACACCAGGAGGAAAGUACUGCUUUGCUCCUGACCUGAAUUUGUUAGCAAAUCUUCAAGAUUUAUUAAAAAACAUUGUAUUUCAGUUCAAUGUCCAAACACACCUGUUGGUACCACUAUCACUAGGAGGUGGGAACUAUUUAAUGUGGUACACACAAUAUAUUUCUACAGCAACUUUUAUCUAUGUUUCCUACAUUUUAUUCAGUAGAUAUGUUCACCUAAUCUGAUAAAGAUUUUUCAUAGAAUCAUAGAGUCAUAGAAUGGCUUGGGUUGGAAGAGACGUUAUAGAUCACCUAGUUCCAAUUGCCGUGACAUGGGCAGGGACACCUCCCACUAGACCAGGUUGCUCAAAAUCCUAUCCAGCCUGGCCCUGAACACUUCCACUUUUUCAGCCUCUGACAUUUUAAAAUCACAGAAUUUUCUGAAAACUUCCAAUACUAACUAAUGUCUGUUUCCCAUCUCACACAGAAAAUUUUAUAUUUUACAUUUUCUACUGUGACCCAAAAGCUUUAUUUGUGAUACCAUAAGAGGAUACUACUUCCCAAAUAAUUGUGUGUCAAAUGAUUAUAUUAUUCAGAGAAAGGUCUACCAUCAUACCUAACACUGGUGACUUCCUGUAAGAAUAAAUGAACUGUGCAUCAGCAUUUUAGUAAUUGUAUCUAGAUAAGUCCAUCAAAUUAUACCUCUUGAAGACCCUCAGUUCGAAACACCUUAACUCAAAAGGCAGCAUGCCUGCUUUUGGCUUCUUUGGUCAACCAACUUUGACAAGAUUUCACUUGAGUGUCAGCAUAGCAGCAGGUUAAAGCUACACAAAUAUUAGAUGUGACAUAUGUACCAACAAUGUAUUGGUAGCACUGUAAAAUCUGUGAUACAUGUCUGAGCGGGCACUAUGUAAUUUCUAGCCACUUAGAUGUAAAAAAAUAAAAAAUAUAAUUUGACAGGAACUGUCUUAACUUCUAUUUACUGGUGUUAGCAACGAUGUAGAGUGAAAGGAAAUUGAUUCCUAGGUUCUAUAAAUCUUUUGGAUUGGGUUGACUGUGGAUUUAAAUGCCUUCUUACUUGUGCUCCCUUUAGGCCUAUACCUAUUUUCCCGCUUCUAAUAAGCAAUAUUUAUAAAUUUAUAAACUUCUAAUAAGCAAUAUAAUAAAUAUUUUCAUUUUUAUAAAACAGUAAUUUAGGAUGCUUUCUUCACACUUACAUAAUUUACUGCCCUAAGCUGUUUUAUGACUAGCUUCACCAGUCUCGUAAUUUCCCAGAUAAAUGGGCUUUAAUAUUGCUGCAAAUAACCAAUUUCCAAGAAUCACUACCAAAACAAGAACAGUAUGUCCUCACUCUCUGCAGGCAGCAAUAAUCUGAGGCUGUCUUUUGAGGCUUGUUUCAGUCUAAAAGCUGGCACAUUUUGCUUUGGUUAUUCCUGCUAUCCACCAUUGGUUAUUUGGUUAUUCCUGCUUCCACCAUUUUAAGAUGACAUGCAAUUUCAGGAAAUUGCUCAGAUUCUUCAUUUGAUAACUCCCAUUUCAAAAGUCUGUUAGAAGGUAGCCUAAGCCUAUGGAGCACAAGGAAGACAAUUAUUUCAUCAGAAUUUCUUUGCUGGGUAAAGAAAUAUCAUCACCGCAUUUUCAGAUGACUGCUAUUCUGCCACCAUUACUCAUUUCAAAUGGUAAAUUGCUCUGCAAAGAGUUGAACUGAAAUUUCACAAAAUAUCCAAAAUAUCACUACUCAGUGUGUGGUCAAAGCUGUGCCUAAUACACAAAUGAGGUUGCAGUAGGUAAGACCAUGAUCUAAAAUACUGUUGAGUAUGAGGAAGAAUUCUGAAUACCAGAACUGACCUGGUUCAUAUCCCUUGGUGAUGGAUUAUUCAUUAUUUAUCCACACUCAGUUCCCAAAAGAUGGAGCUAUCAGUCCCGACAAAAGGAUUUCAUUCUGCAGAACUCCACAGAGCAAGCCAGAGCAGUACUUGCUCUUAGUAUGAGCAACCAUUUCUUGAAAGUAUGUAAAUAGGCAUUUGGCAGCAGCAAGAGCUUGAAGUACUUGAAACAGAAGCCAAGUGAGAAUGGAGAGUAGACAAGCUUCUGUCAGAAGACUGUGCGUGUGACAUGCGCUGUUGUUUAGCAGAAAAAUUUCCAAAGUAGAUUUGUGAUUUCACCUGCUUCCAUGGAGUUACAUUACUCUGAGGAAACAGAAUGAUACUAUCAGCCUUCUUUGUUACUCAGGGCUUUUCACAAGACUGCAAGUUUUGGAGAACUCUUAGAACUGUUUUAUUUAGAACUUUUUUUUUUUUUUUUUUUUUUUUUUUUUUGUCUAUUUGUUUUGUUUUGUUUUCCCAACCAAUUACAGGCAAAGUCUCAAAACUUAUUCCCGAAGUCCUGCUCAAAAGCAAUUUUCCAUCCUCCUGAUUGGUUUACAAACAGAAUUGUUUCAAUGUGUUUUUAUAGUUUGGUUUUGGCUUCUAGACAGAUACCUGUGAAAGGAACUACACAAUUGAAAGGAAGAGAACACAAUUUCUGCAAUUUAAUGACCUGUUUUUUAAUUCUAAAAAUUAGUCCCAUUUUUUAAUUCUAAAUCUUUAUUUUCAGCUUUUGUUUUUAAUGUCCACUCACUGUAGAAGAAUAGCUGCAGGGUCUGACAGCCUUGGAUUCUUUCUAUUUUGCUAAUGACUGAUUUGACUCGUCAUAGCUAUAGUCUUAUGUGAAUUGUCUCUCUUAUGUUGUGUUUAAUAAAACCAUCUUCUCUACUGUAAAAAAAAAUAAUAGACUUUUCUAAAAAAAAAAAAAAAAGAUACAAUCAUAUCACCCAUCUUUUUUUUUAUUGAAUUUUAUUAUUAAUAUUAUUAUUUUUUAUACUAAGGCAUGAGUUACAUGUUUUCCCUGGAUAAAAAAAGUUUUCUGACUGGGCCCAUAAGCCAAAGCACAAUCAAAAAUACAAACAGAAAUCUUUUUUUUGCCAUUCAAGCACAUGCAUUCAACUAAUACUGCAGUAAGAAUAAUAAAUUAUUCUUACUUACAGUAAGCGGUAGCACACACUUUUUUUUUUUUUU